CGCUCCGUGUGUUUCCCUCCUGCAGCUCAGUUGGGCUUAAACCCGCUUCUUGCCGAGUUCUUGGUUUUUCCUGCAGUUUUCCAGGAACCGGAGGAUUCCCGAGGCCAGGAUGGGUCCCGUAGAGCUCCUGCACAUGUCUGUUUUCUCCCAGAGCUUUUCUCCCUGCGGACGCUUCCUUGCGGCCGGGAACAACUACGGAGAGAUCGCCCUGUUCAGCCUGGCUGCAGCUCUCAGUCCGGACGCCACGCCGGCCAAUCAGAAGCCGGUUCUGACAUUCACAGCUCAUGAAGGUCCCGUCUUCAGUCUCCUGUCCACCGACUGUGUCCUGCUGAGCGCGGGAAACGGAGAGAUCAGCGCCUGGAACUGGGCCGAACUCACCAAGAAGAACGUGAAGCCGCUGUGGACGAAGAGGCCGAACUACAAAUCCGGUCUGGAGAUCCCCGAGAUCAACUCCAUGGUCAUCAACCCCCGGGACAACAGUCUGGCGAUCGGCGCCGGGGACAACAACGUCCACAUCCUGGACCUGGAGCACGGGGCCUUCAAGGCGACCCUUCAGGGCCACACGGACUACGUGCACUGCGUGUGCGUGCGUGAGCGGGAGGCGGAGCUUCUGUCGGGCGGCGAGGACGGCGCUGUGAGGAUGUGGGACAGCAGGACGGGUCAGUGCGUUCACUGCGUGGAGGUCUAUAAGUACGAGAGCUGCGCCAGACCUCAGUACGGGAAAUGGAUCAGCUGUGUGACCACGGACUCUGAUUGGAUGCUGUGUGGAGGAGGACCGUCUCUGUCUCUGUGGCAUCUUCGCUCUCUGUCGCCGACCUCGGUGUUCCCGCUGCGAGGCUGCCAGCGCCAGGCCGUCUUCCACCAGGACAUGAUCCUGGCGGUGGGCGAGGGGGCCUUCGUCUCCCACUGCCUGCUGGGAGGAGAAGUCAAAGCUCAGAUCCCGUGCACGCCGCCCAGCCUGAACACGCUGGAGCUGAACACCAGGAGCUCUGAGCACCGGAUGCUGACGGUGGGCGGUGGCAGCAGCAACAUCGACGUCUUCACCAACCUGUCCUACAGAGCCUUCUCCCUCAGCUUCUGAUCUCCAACAGAACCGGGAUCCGACCCUCAACGAACUCUAAAUAAAAUCCAUUCUUUGUUACAUUUUCUAA
Messenger RNA from Fundulus heteroclitus (mummichog), 1151 nucleotides. It is a transcript of the gene thoc6, whose product is annotated as THO complex 6. Bases 110 to 1081 code for a protein of 323 amino acids. Gene Ontology annotation, biological process: mRNA export from nucleus. The transcript is spliced from 13 exons. Gene Ontology annotation, molecular function: protein binding. Lineage: Eukaryota; Metazoa; Chordata; Actinopteri; Cyprinodontiformes; Fundulidae. The record is from RefSeq and is a predicted model, not a curated record. Gene Ontology annotation, cellular component: THO complex; transcription export complex.